Molecule: messenger RNA, 1802 nt
Organism: Andrographis paniculata
Lineage: Eukaryota; Viridiplantae; Streptophyta; Magnoliopsida; Lamiales; Acanthaceae
Product: chaperone protein dnaJ 49
Exons: 3
Coding region: 265-1359 (364 amino acids)
Biological process (GO): cellular response to misfolded protein
Cellular component (GO): endoplasmic reticulum membrane
Molecular function (GO): Hsp70 protein binding
Source: RefSeq, a predicted model, not a curated record
ACUCAUUAACCUCUCCCAUAAGUCUUCCUCGACUCGACUCGACUGUGCAAGGGCGAAUCACGAAGACCUACGCCCAAAUCUGCCGACCCUCUGCAUCCUCUCUAAUCUGCCCUUUCUCUCUGAGUUUUAUCUGCUCUCUCUUCCCCUUCUCCGUCCCGAAAUUCGCCAUCACCUCUGAAAUCGGCGCGCUUUCGGGGCGAUUUUCCGAGUCGGUACUCAGCGGCGUCUGUUGGAAAUUUCUGAGAUAAAUACAACUAUCAUAAGAUGGAUGGGAAUAAAGAUGAGGCCUUGAAGUGCUUAAAGAUUGCCAAAAGUGCCGUUGAAUCAGGAGACAAAAUCCGUGCCCUGAAGUUUCUCAACAAAGCCCGUCGGUUGGAUCCAACUAUUGAAGUUGGUGAACUUUUGUCUAAUCUGAACACGUUGGAACCAGAAUCAAAGAGUACUGAUGGACCAACAGAAGAAAGUCCUUCCAAUCCAUCGCAGACUGGGAACCGCCGCAGGGUUUCAGCAUCCAGACCAUCAUCCUCUUCCACAUCCAGCACAUCAGCAACCUACACAGAAGAGCAGGUCACUGUGGUGAAAGAGAUUAAGAGGAAAAAUGACUAUUAUGAAAUAUUGGGCCUGGAAAAGAAUUGCAGUGCUGAAGAUGUUCGUAAGGCAUAUAGGAAAUUGUCACUAAAGGUCCAUCCGGAUAAGAACCAGGCUCCUGGUGCAGAGGAAGCAUUUAAGAAGGUGUCCAAAGCAUUUCAAUGCUUAAGUGAUCCAGAGGGUCGUAAAAAGUAUGAUGUUGUUGGAUCAGAUGAGCCUGUAUAUGAUAGACGAGGUGGAGGUGGAGGUGGAGGAGUUAAUGGAAUGCGAGGGUUUAAUGGGUUUUACUAUGAGGAUGUUGAUGCAGACGAGAUUUUCAGAAAUUUCUUUUUUGGGGGAAUGAAUCCAGCAACUACUGGGAAUUUUGGUGGAUUUACAUUUGGGCCAGGAGUAAGGGUAAGAACAGGCGGAGUUGAUCAUGGAUCUAAUUGGUUGAGGACAGUGAUUCAGUUGUUACCGAUUAUAUUGAUUGUGUUGAUGAACUUGUUGCCAUCAUCUGAACCUGUUUAUUCUUUCUCUCCAUCUUCCACACACAAUCAGAAGCUUACCACACAGAAGGGCGUGAACUUUUAUGUUAAAUCUUCCAAAUUUGAGCAGCAAUAUCCGCCUAGUAGCCAGCAACGAAUUGCAUUUGAACAACAGGUUGAGGAUGACUAUCGGUCAAUUCUUGUGCAUAAUUGCAGGCUUGAGUGGCAACAGCUUCAUUGGGGCUAUAGACGAGAAACUCCAAAUUGUGAAGCGUUGAAGCGAUUUGAUGCUCUGGCUCAGUAACUAGCUUAAAGAUUAACUAACAGGCUUCCAUUUUCUUUGCUCGGGAGAUUGGAAAGCAAAAAUCUUAAGUUUGUGAAAGAAAGAAUGGGAUGAAAGCGUUUGUAAUUUCCUUGCAUAAGCUGAAGUUUGUGACGGAAGAGUUUUGCCAACACAAACAAUUAUAUUCGUAGUAAGCUGCACCUGCACGGGACUGUUAUAGGUGUUUGUUUAAGUAUUAUUGUUAUUAUGACAUUAUUUGCUGUGGUGAGGUGGUGAUUCGAUACUGUUUAUGCGUGCAAGACAGACAGGUAUGUAUGUAUUUACAUGAAAUCAAAUAAUGACGGAGAAAAAUGAGGAGGAUAUUAUUUAUUGGGUGCUUUGGUUUGAAACUCUAGGAACAUCAUCAUAUCAUAUGUCAUGCUGUUGUUGUCUUUUGAGUUUGAAUUUGGCAAAUUCUUUUGUUA